Molecule: messenger RNA, 1154 nt
Organism: Saitoella complicata NRRL Y-17804
Lineage: Eukaryota; Fungi; Ascomycota; Saitoellomycetes; Saitoellales; Saitoellaceae
Product: mannose-1-phosphate guanyltransferase
Exons: 2
Coding region: 57-1154 (365 amino acids)
Biological process (GO): cell wall mannoprotein biosynthetic process; GDP-mannose biosynthetic process
Cellular component (GO): cytoplasm
Molecular function (GO): mannose-1-phosphate guanylyltransferase (GTP) activity; GTP binding
Source: RefSeq, a predicted model, not a curated record
CUCAAUCCUGAAGAGGACAGUCAAUCGUUUGGAAAUAAUAGGUUCAUAGCAGCAAAAUGGGUCUUAAGGCACUUAUCCUCGUCGGCGGUUUCGGUACCCGUCUCCGUCCACUUACCCUCACCCUUCCCAAACCCCUUGUCGAAUUCGGCAACCGCCCCAUGAUCCUCCACCAAAUCGAAGCUCUCGCUGCCGCCGGUGUAACGGACAUCGUCCUCGCCGUCAACUACCGUCCCGAAAUCAUGGUCGCGGCACUCAAAAAGUUCGAAGAAGAAUACAACGUCACCAUCACUUUCUCCGUCGAGACUGAGCCAUUGGGUACCGCCGGUCCCCUCGCUUUGGCAGCCGAGAUUCUGGGAAAAAAUGAUGAGCCGUUCUUUGUGUUGAAUUCGGAUGUUAUCUGUGAUUAUCCCUUCGAGGACCUCGUUGAACACCACCGCUCCCACGGUGCGGAGGGUACGAUCAUCGUCACCAAGGUCUCCGAGCCAUCAAAGUACGGUGUUGUCGUCAUGCACCCCGAUACCACCCUCAUCGAGCGCUUCGUCGAGAAGCCCGUCGAAUUCGUCGGAAACCGCAUUAACGCCGGUAUCUACAUCUUCAACCCCUCCGUCCUGAAGCGUAUCUCCCUCCGCCCUACCUCGAUCGAGAAGGAGACGUUCCCGGCUAUGGUCGCCGACAAGCAGCUCCACACGUUCGAUUUGCAGGGAUACUGGAUGGAUGUUGGACAGCCCAAGGAUUACUUGACCGGAACCACGCUCUAUCUUGCCUCCCUCGCGAGCCGUAAAUCCAACCUUCUCGCAAGCACCGAGGAGGACUACGUCUACGGCGGCAACGUCAUGGUCCACCCCACCGCCAAGAUCGGUGCCAACUGUCGUAUCGGACCCAACGUCGUCAUUGGCCCCAACUGUGUCGUCGGCGACGGUGUCCGUCUCCAGCGCUGUGUUCUCCUCGAUGGAACUCGUGUCAAGGAUCACGCGUGGGUUAAAUCUACCAUUGUUGGAUGGCAUUCGACGAUUGGAAGGUGGGCUAGAUUGGAGAAUGUUAGUGUGCUUGGUGAUGAUGUUACGGUGUCUGACGAGGUUUACGUUAAUGGAGGAAGCAUCUUGCCGCACAAGACCAUCUCGGCAAACGUUGAGACGCCGCAGGUUAUCAUGUAA